CUGGGAAGAAAAAGUAGCGGUCCAGGCAGACGCGGACAGAGCCUUCUUAGGGUGGAGAGGAAUCUACGUAGAGCGUGCUGCAGAGAAAAGACAAAGGAAAUUAGCGGAGACAGUAGCGAAACAAGAGAGGGAAAUGCGUAUUUUUUGAAUUUUUUUUUGUUGGCAAACUCUGCAUCUCUUCCGUCUGCCUCUGCCCUACAAGUGAUUAUAGACGACGUAGAUGAAGAAGCUCCAGUAUGCUGGUGCUGUUGGCGGGUCCUUAGGGACUCGGCCAUAUUUUUAGGGACUCGGCUUAAUUUUUCGUCUACGACCAGCAAAACGUGGUGGUCACAUGAUCAUCCUACCGUUCGUCCCAGGUAUCUUCGAAAAGCAGAAGAAGAUCGAGUUACAGAACUUGCGCAGCGAGCUCGUGACCACACACGAUGCAAAGAUAGAGCAGCUAAAAGAGGAAGCAGACUUGAAAUUCAGGACUAUGCGUGACGCCAAGAACAAGGAAAUUGCGGAGUUGAAGGUACUCCUUGUAGUUGCGGAGUUGAAGGUACUCCUUGUACUUGACUCAGACGGGUUAAAGUAAAAGGACGAUCAUCUCCUGGUUAAAAAGAUAGUAGAGGUAAGGAUCACCCGGUUAAAAAGAUAGUAGAGGUCCCCAGUCUUCUAUUUCUACUUGUGAUAGUGAUUCGAGAUUGUUGGCGUGAGUUUCUCCUGUAAUUAGAAGUCAUCCUUGUUCAGCUCCACCCUCCACGACAAACACAAGCAUUGCUCAGGUCGACAUCGCCGAGCUUACCCACAAGUUAGCCCGGGGGAAGGAGAAAAUGGAAUUGUUGAACCGCAGAUUGCGAGAGAGCGCCGAAGAAGCACUGCGAUUGCAUGGUGAUGCAGACGAGCGAGCAAGGCAAUUGGCGAAGCUGAGAGCGGAUUUGGACCAAUCCGAAUUCGAUCUGGCAUUAUCAAGAGACAGGAGUCCGACGGAAAAGAUAGUGGAGAAAGAAGUCAUUCUGCUUAUGGGCAUCAUGGUUGAACUAUAAUUGAUCAUGUUUUUGAAUAUGACGAUGAUUGUCACUACUAGAACUUCAUCGAGCACUUCUAAGUUGCUCUCUUAUUUCUACUUGUAAUUCUUUUUACCCGCCUUACGUACUUCUUUCUUGUCGUUGUUCUAGAUUGUGUCCCCGUUAUUUCUCUCUCUGCUCUCAUCUCUGUCGUUGAUUCCUCUCCUCUCUUCCUUAAACUUUAAUACCAAGAAGGAGCCGGACAUUGACAUCGAUGCAUUGCGUGAACAGAUUCGACAGGAAUUGCUACUGUCGAUGGAACAGACCAUGGAAGUCGAGGAAUUGCAUAAAAAGCUAAAGAUCGCCAGUCGAAACUUGGACCUUACAAGACAGAGGCUUGAGGAAGAGCUAUGGCGAUGAGUGGUACUAGUACUAAUACGAUACCCCCCGUAGUAGUAGUACGUGUACGUAGUUGUAGUAGAAGUACUAGAGCUUGUCUGGUUCUAGUCAACUACAUGCAAAAUUCAAUUUGAUGUUGAAGGAAGAUACUCAUUGAGUUCGUCGCAUUCCAUACAUCCUCUUUCUAAUUCCCCAACUCGCCGCUGACGAACUCGAACGCGGGCUCUUCCUGAAGCAAGCAGAAGUCGGUGCUUUACGCAGACAACUGGAUGUCGAAAUCACUACCCAUCUCUGUGCCCAACGCGAGUUCGUCGCUCUCGCCAAGAGUCUGAAGCUGAUGGAAGUCAAGUGUCGCGCUAAGGAUGCCACCAUAAGGCGUGCGCAUGUGAAGGAUCCACAACUGGCGGAAAACUACGAAGGACAGCUGAUUUUGAAUGAACAGAUGCAAAGAAAGAUGGGAGCCAUGACGAAGCGGAUACGCAUGGUCCACAAACUAGCAGGAAGGCUGAAAGGCGCUAAUUUGCGAAAGUUCUUCAAGAAGCUGACUGCGCCAGCGAAAGAUGGCGGACUAGUAAGUUCGAAAACGGCACUAGACGAUCAUGCUCUAAGUGGCCUAUCUUCCUCAGGUGGACGUCUAGGUCCUCUAGGUCUGCCAACCGACAUCGAUGAAAUGACAAUAGACAGCGACGUAGAUAAUGUAGAACUUCAAGCUUUUCCACCUCAACCUCCAAACGUAAACCUAAACAAGGCAGCUUCCUCUAGUACUGCUAAAAACUGCAACCCUGGUGCUGCUGGACGUGGCGUUUUCCCUGCUUCUCCUGCUUCGCCAAAGUCAAAACAGCAGCAAACGCACAGUAUCGCUUCGCCCUCUUCUGCUCGAGCACGCCACGAUCAAGACGACCUCAACGUCAUUUUCUCCCGCAAUUUAUCGCAGCUGCAUGGCAGAGAGCUUGUCGAUGCGUCCACGAGGUACGUCGAAAUGCAACAUAGGAGGGAGGCUGUAGAGGAUGAUCUUGGGAUCUCCGGAGCAUCAUCGUCAUCUUCGUCUGCUGAACGAAGUGUUGAGGAGCAUGCUAGUAGCACACUUAACCACCAUGAUGAUCGUCCGGAGUCACUGUCUCCAGAGCGAACGUCGUUGUCGCCAGAGAGGACGACAUCUUCCGCAGUAGAUGGCUUAGAUCUUGAUGCUCCUCAUGGUCAACAUGCUGUGGACAGAAAUAGAGAAGAUCAUGAAGAUCAUGCUACAGCUACAACAACCUCCUCAAAAGACACCACUACAACAACGAAUUCAAAUCACGCAACCAAAACCAAUGCAAAGGUGGCAAUAGAUUCGACUAAAAUCAUGAUGAAUAGAGCUCCUGCGAACAAAGCCGGACCACCUCGAACAACGUCCUCAACAUCUAAAAAGAGUAUGGGUAGAUCUGCAUCCUCACCUUUCGAUCUUGAACUAGAUGGCUGCUCGCCGACAACAUCAACAGGGGAGAUCUUUGUACCAUCUGGCUCCCCUCUUGCUAGUUCGAAACUACUUGGAGGUGGUCGCUAGUUCUAAACUACUUGGCGGUCGAGGUGGUUGCUAGUUCCAAAAUACUUGCUGGUCACUCGAACUGAUCUGCUUGCUAGUUUUUUCGGAUGUUGUUGUUGUUGUUGUUGUAUGUGUGAGUUGCUUUUGAUUAUGUAUGUAGUUUUUCAUUGAUAGUAGCUGAGAUAAGCAGCCUACGUAAUUCUCACCUAUGCAUGACAAGCAACAUAAUCAUAAGACCUUGCUAUAAACGAAUUCAUCAUUUUCACACAAAUUUCUGCGAGGGGGAAAAAACACGAUACAGAUUGCAAUAGGUGGUCACGCUUUUAGUUUUGGGUCUAUGCGCAUUCGUCAUGGUUUUGCACGUCGCCCGCAUACUGAUUCCUCAGAUGAUACUCAGAAAAAUUAAAAUUCUAAGAAACGCAUGAGCCCGCACAAAACCAAGUUGAAGUUUAUUUUUGCUGCUCGAAAACACAAACCAAAGCGCUCAAUGAGGUUUAUUUCGCUUCCGCAAUUUUGAUACUGAAAUCAAAAAUGAGAAU
Messenger RNA from Amoebophrya sp. A25, 3446 nucleotides. Lineage: Eukaryota; Dinophyceae; Syndiniales; Amoebophryaceae. The record is from the annotation of a GenBank genome assembly.